Cephus cinctus (wheat stem sawfly) is the source of this 9588-nucleotide messenger RNA. RefSeq lists its product as uncharacterized. NCBI's taxonomy places the organism in Eukaryota, Metazoa, Arthropoda, Insecta, Hymenoptera, Cephidae. The record is from RefSeq and is a predicted model, not a curated record. The coding region runs from base 985 to 4173 and encodes 1062 amino acids. Gene Ontology annotation, cellular component: plasma membrane. The transcript is spliced from 15 exons. Gene Ontology annotation, molecular function: protein binding.
AUGAUAGGGAUGACGACAGUGUUACAGGGUGGAUGCUGGGAGCGUACUGCGCAGUGAUCGAUAUGGAGGGGAUUUCGUGUAGAUGGUCUAACCCCACUACGGUUUCUCUGCAGGGGUAGUGGCGCCCCUGGCGGGGGUUAACGUAGGGGGUUGUUCCAGGGUUGUCGGGUGGCCUACGGGAGGCAGGAGGGUGGAACGGAACGAUAUAGGAACUUGAGGGUCGACGGGAAAGGGUGGGAGAUUUGUGAGGUUAGGGGUGGACGGUGACGGCAGAAUGUGAGCACCGUCGGAGCCAACUGGCGAACUUUCCCGAACGCCUGGCCGAACUUUGCCGAACCAGGGUGAACCUCCGCACGUUCAGCCAGCCGAGGAAGAGCUCAAAAAGCUCCUCAGUAUACCCCGCGACGCGAACGCGUACGAGUCGUACACUCUCCGGCCCUGAUCUAACUAGGUCAGACCUGGUUGGCCGAACGUGUCCCUGGUGCUCUCUCCGUUUAAUCUGGCGCCCAAUAGUUAUCUUCCCCACCAUUUUAUUCGGAUGCUGGAUCUGCUGCUCGCACUGCAGUCGCGUACAGUGAACUGUUAUUAUUAUUUCGUUACCAAUAAAAAGACACCGAUCCUCAAGCAUGUGAUGCAGUUUGCUGUCUGAUAUCUACUGAAAUCUCUAGAUGAAUCCACCCUCGUGUACCUUAUAGGGGUGGACGAAGAAAUCGUGAAGUGUUCAUUGGCAAAUUUUGCUUUAUAUAUUCUCUUAGCCGUUACGUAAUUCGCGAGGGAAAAUUUAUCGAGGACUUUCUAUCUCUGUCAACCGGAAAUAUCCCAACAGUUCCUAUACUGCGAUUGCAAAUCGGAAGUGCUCUGGUUACGGAAGGAAUUCGAUUGCUGUGAUCGAUGACUCGCGAGUUCUCGUGAUAUAUAUAUAUAUAUAUAUAUAUAUAUAUAUAUACAUACAAAAAUAAAUAAAUGUAUAUAUAACAAACUUCUAUGCCGUCAAACUCGAAAGCACACCGGUUGGCUGGUAAAAGCUAUAUGGCAGCCGAAAAACUUCGUAUCACGGACAAGGUCGCAGGCAUGCGCUGGCUACUUUACGUUUGCAUCGUAACGGCUAGUACUGUGCUGUCCUGUCGCCAGAGCGAAUUCCACUGUGGAAACGGUCGCUGCGUCGCUCUGAACAAAGUGUGCAACAGCUUCGACGAUUGCGGAGAUGGUAGCGACGAGCCACGGCAGUGUUCACCCUGCAACAAAACGUACUACGGCGAGGUCGGCAAAACUUACGACCUGGAAUUGCAUCGGCCGAAGGAGGACAAGGUGCCUUACAUCUGUAAACUCACCUUCAGUGCGCCGGGAGGUGAUUUUGGUGAUAUCAUACAGUUGACCUUCGAAAGCUUCACCCUUGGCAAAUUCGUCUCCUUCACCGAGGAGGGUUGUCCCGAUGGAUCCCUACAGAUAUCCGAAGCCCAACGUCCCGACGUCGGUGGUCUUUGGUGUGGCACGUCCUGGGGUCCAGCUAUAUAUUACAGCGAGACGUCAAGCGUCGCCAUAACGCUACGGCUCUUAAGGCUCAGCAAAGAUCAGACAGGAUACAAUUUCGACUUCAGGAUGGGUUACAAGAUGAUAAGAAAAUCGGACGCCGUGGUGCGCUACGGGAAUCCAUUUGUUGGUAUGACGCAGAUCACCUCACCACCACCCACUACUCAACAGAGUUCAUCGGAAUAUUCAAACACAUCGAUGGCCAUGUCGGUUCACAUGGAACAGGAGGAUCAUCUGACGCCCACAAAAGCCGCCCCUGAACAGUAUUUGGGUGACCUAAUAACAGGGACAUACUGCUCGCGUAUUUUUAGCGACUGCGAUCGUAAAAAGUGUCGUCUUCAGUCGCCAAAUUUUCCUGGAUUGUAUCCGCGUAAUCUCACCUGUUACUACGCGGUACGUCAGCACAUAAUUCCACCAGGAAAAUACGCCUUGAUUUCCGUGAGACAGACUCGCGGUCAGCUGAUAGCGGUCAGAGCACUUCCGGCCACACAAGCUGAACCGCCACCACGUGAACUUCGACUUUGGCAGGAUUGUGAUAUCGUUCAGGAUUACGUCACUAUAUACGAUGGAUACACUACUCGUGAUCCUGUGAUUUUGAAAUUUUGCGGCGGCGGCGAACCAGUCCCGGAGGCCAUUAGUAGCGGCUCAGAACUCUUGGUGGAAUUCACCACGUCGCCUUAUGGAACGUUUCUUCGUCCCACGCCGCCUCACUCGCUUCAUGGAUUUCAGCUGGAGGUUCAGGUGAAGUUUGUGGAUGCGAAUUCACCGACCUAUACAAGGAACAAGCGCUGCGAGUUUUGGCUUCAGGGCACCGGAGGAGGAGUACUGGCAUCGCCUAGGCAUUCUUUACCGCGGAAUAGUACCUGUUUAUAUCAUCUACGAGGAGCGGGUCCAGCUUUACCUAGUCCAACGCCGCCGCGACCUCUGCCAAAGUUUCCAGAGCAACGACCUGGUACUGUUUGGAGAAGACCCACGCCUAGAGCACCGCAACCGCAGUUUAGGGUAUGGCUGUCCGUACUGAAAUUUCACGUAGGGAUGAGUCCUACCUCCGGCGAGGAGGAAUGUGCCACUGCGUUAAUGAUCUGGGACGGAGAGAUGAGACCUCUCACAGAAUGCAAUGAUAUAUCCUGUGAGAAAGAACGACAACGGUACAUCGAGAGGAUUGGCGACCCUAUACAAGCAAUUUCUGCUCGACCUGCCGGCAAUACGUCUUUAUUGGCACGUUACUGUAAGGAUCGCGUGCCUCGAACCUGCGAUCACGCCAUUUUGCAAAACACAAGCAGGCCAUGUUCCCUGGGCGAGAGUUUCGUCUCAUCGGGCAGCAGUUUAACGAUUGAGAUGCGCAUGGUGGAGUCGACGGCCUUAAGGCCCGUCAACUUUCGCGCGCUUUACGAAUUCGUCGAUCUUCAUCAGGAUGGGGAUCCCUAUGGCAACGGACCCUGUUCUAGGGUUUUCUACAGUCGAAAUCGGGAUCACUAUGCCGAUCGUCGAUUUCAAGGUCCUAGGGAUAUUUUUCUUUACGGUCGUGGUGGUUCCAAGAAUCUUAGUUGCGUCUACCGAUUCGAAGGCGAGCACGAUGAAGUUGUAAAGUUGCGAUUCAACAAGCUCUUCAAUGGGAAUCGUAGCUGUCGCAGUGUUUCCAGUCCAGACUUCAACCGACUGCUUUGCGUUGGGUCAAAAAGUUUUUCCCUGAAGGUGUUGGAUAUACCCUGGGCAAAUGCACCCCCGGUUCAGCGCGACUGUCUCUGCUCGAAUCGUUCCCUGCCCAUAAACAUCAAGUCGACUUCAAAUAUCGUGGAAGUGCACUUCACCGUAAAGUCCAUGGAUGCCCUGGACGACUACAAUAACCUCUUCUUCGAAGGCGUAUGGGAUUUUGUCAAAACGAUGCCCUGCCUGCAGAAGCAUCGAGUCCGGGGACCAUCCGGAGAGAUUAAAAAUAGGUCACCCUUAGCGGAUCAGGAUGAGAAACACUGUGAGAAUUAUCCCUGGCUCAUCGACCCUGGCCCUAAUCAGUAUCUCUACGUAAAGAUGCACGGUACAAUAACGUCAAAUAAAACGUCCUGCUCGACGACUAACCGCGUAGUCAUACAUACUGGCGGCGUAAUUCACGCGUCGGUAUGUCCUAAGCCACCUACCGACUCCAGAGACCACGUGGUAGAGGUAUUCAGCAACGGCUGGGCAGUCAGCAGCGACCACGUGAUCCUGGCACCAGCAUACGAUCCAAUUAGGACCAUCGUAGUAGAAUUCAUCAACAAUGAACCGGAUAUGCACGCGGUUACUUGGUUGGAACUGUCGAGAAGACCAACAGUAACGUCACCUGCAGUCGACUUACAAAUGCCACGCGACUGCGAGCACCGCUGUCCUGAGUUGGACGCCUGCAUAAAUUCGUCCCUCUGGUGCGACGGCGUAUCGCACUGUCCAUCCGGAUAUGACGAGGCUCUGACGCAUUGUUCAGUUCUUCUACGACUUCCGCCGCUUUAUCUGGGACUUGGUGUUUUGGUAGUCGUGUGCUUAAUAGCUUUUACUAUAUUCGUAAUCUGCAGGGUCUGUCGACGACGAGCUAAUCGCUCGAUCUCCCAGCAUCGACUCAAGAGCAUCUCCUCGGAAACGGCGAUAAUCGAUGGGAAGGAAGUGAUAUGCUGACAAAGCGACAGUUCUGUGCGAUACGUCGAGGUCGACCGGGUGACUACCGUGUGACGAUCGUCACCGGUCAAGGUUCGGGGCGAGGAGGAUGACGCUUUAGAUAUUGCCGGACGAAUUAUUGCGUCGGUUAUCGAGCGUCAUUUCACGACGUGCUCAUUGUUACUGUCAGGACGACGUUCGACGUUCCCAUGAGUAUCGGCCCUGAACCAUCUCAACGUAACACGCAGAACUGUUUAGCGUUAAGGGAUUAACUCAGUGCUAGCUGGUUAAGCUUGUCAUUCAUUGGUUCAGGUGACGUGCUGCUCGUUCCGUUCAAUCCCAUACGACUGGGAGUGGAUUGAUUUUUGAAAUUUCUCAAGAAAGUAAGAUCUUGUAAGAGAGUCUCCUAGACGAGAACGUAACGUUUUGGGGAAACCUGGAUUUUUUUUUUAUACAAACUACAGAAACGCCGAGGACAAUAACGUAGUGAUGUAUGUACGAGAACAUUAUCAAAAGUGAACAGCGAGCAUAAACCUUGACCAAUGUUUGAUCGUAGGUAAAGCGACGAGCUUCGUGGUAAGAAAAAUUUGGCAGAGGAAGAAAAUAUUGCCGAUCAUCUGGGUUUGAUAUUCUCACGAACUUUUUCUCAUACGUGAAAGUCGAUCGGUGUGCACCCGGAUACUCUGUACUGUAUAGAUACAAUUUAAUUGUCGGGAUGGUCGCCACUGCGCGACGGUCGUCGUCUCGACGGAGAUAUAGAUGAAAUUGAAUUAGAUACCGACCAAGUUGAAGUAUUACUUAGAGACAAUGUAAUUAAAUUAGGGGCGAGAUAGAAUGGAAAAAGAAGAACUUAUUGGAGACGUAGAGUGUAGCCUGAAAUUAUGUGAUAUGCUGUUUUCCUCGGAGCUGUGCUUCGGAUUGUUACGCCGCGGUUGGCAUCGGUAUUGGCCACUUGUAAUUUAUUGAUCACGUGUAAUCUAUCCUUCUAUUGAUUCUAUCGAUUCUAACGAUACCGAUGCUCUUACCUUGGCUUGUACACCUUGUUCAUACUUGUACAUAUUUAAUAUUCUAUAUAUAACAAUAUCAAACACUCGCCUUCGCGUGCACGCGCGUGCGCAUUGCACGAUUUCAGGAUGAAUUUCAAAAAUGAAUAUUUCCGGUGCAAAAAAUUAAGAAUUAAUCAAAAAUAUCGUCAGCCGUACGCGCGAAGGUCGGUGUUCCGCCGCUUACUAUUAGUUGAUAAGUGUAGAUUUUAAGAACUUCGUGAGAAGUGACUUUUUUGAAUUUUGGGAGAGACAGAAGGGAGUAUGAGAGUGAAAAAGAUAAUCCGAAGAUUCAGCGUGCAAAGGGGGAUGCGCGCCAUCAGCUAGCCGGAAGCACCGCCAUCUUUUUCGCCAUCGACAGUGCAUACACAAUAACGAUUCGUGUUAAUACACAUAGUUAUUCCUCUUCACCAUUUCCAAGUCCCAUAUCCAUAAUCUACCUUACUAGAUGGACACUUACCCUAUCCUCAUCCUAACGUAAUCUAACCAAGCAAAACCUAUGAUGUCCCGUUACCAUGUUAAAUGAAGACAAUCGUUAAUAUAUCCAAGUGUUUCUAAUCUAGUGAUUUGAUCUAGGCAAUUUUAACUGUACUCGUUCGGUAUAGCUACGUUUUAAGUAGUUUAACGCUAGUUGAAUGUCGCGUCGAAUGCAAACACAGCGAAUUGUAACAGCACCACUUGUCCUAACAUUGACACAAGAUUAGGAAUAAUUUUUGGUCUGUUUGGAUUGCUUUGCGUACAUCAAAAUCUUCGAUUAUGUAGAUCCUAUAGUACGUAUGAAACAAUUUUCGUUUGACCUUAGCAAAAAAAAGAGAUGAUAAUACAAUUAUUAGAAUUAUUCCUGUCGUGAGACAUAAGAGAGUAAAGAGAAAAGGAAAUUAGAUUUUUAUUUCAAUUAUUAUAAAGAAUUAAUCAAAAUCAAGAUUGUGUCCUCGCUCUGUACUCGCAUCGAAACUUUGAAUAUUUCGGGACCAACAUUGAAUUUUGACAAUGGAGACCUGCCUCUUGCUCCGGGACCGGAAGUGUGCUUGAUUUUCUUUAUUAAUCAUAAAACGCAAUUUAAUCGGACUCGUCGCUACGACGACUCUCGAGAUUUACUCCGUCGCAGAAACAACGAAUUUAUUCUUGAAGUUUUACGCUUAUAAAAUCGUCUAAUUAUCCUGUUAAUUAAUUGUGCUCGUUAGAUUGUUAAUUCCUGUAUCCUUCCUACCGUCAGAACCGAACUUUUAUAUCUGCUGGCAAUACCAUAGCAAUAAUUGUUCUUAAAGAUGAUCAAUGUUUCAAAUUCUACACCGAUAAGAAUUUAUAUAGUCUUAUACUUAAAUACGGGUCUACUGUUAUGCUAAUUUAAAAAAAAAAACCAAAGACUAAUAAUGUGAGAAUUCCGACAAAGUUAUAAUAUUCUCAUCUCGUGACGGAUUUUCUCAUAUGUUUACAACAGGAAGGAUAAGAAGGUUUCCGGGAUAGUGAGGAAGAAAAAAAAUGAUUAAGUAUCCCUAGAAGUCCGUACCGCGACGCGUCGAUUAUUUCGAAUACAAGCGAGCUUGACACGAUCUAUUUAAUUUCUGUGUUGAUUAUAAAAUGUUUUUAAUCUACCAAAUAGCGAUAUUGCUCCUAUAAUAUUAAUUAUUCUUUCGAACGAAUCUCACAAAUAAUGUUCAAGCGAAAAUGUUUAUGCGAACGUUAAUCGCGGAAUGCAGUAAUUUUAUUUGUAUACUUCUGAUAAAAAGAGAUGUAGUUUAUUGUUCCGUGCUCUGUAUCCUUGGAUGACGUAACGUUUCUGUCAUUAAAAUGGCCAGUUCGAAAAUAAGCGUCGUCAAAUAUUGUGAAGUUAACGAUUAAAAAAGAAUCAACGCACUUUUAUAUGUGCGCUGCGAAUUCGAUUGCAUGUAUAAUCGGCGGCGGUGUUUAUGAUCGAUAAAAUUCGUACGAAUUCUAAGCUCGAAUGAUCUUGUUUACUUCUACGUAUAGAAAGAUCGGAUGUAAUGCUCCGCGAAUUAAAUCGUAUGAUAAAUCAACGGCUGCCGUGAUCUCGAGAUCUAUCGGAUCUGAUCGAGUCGAUUUUGAAGUCGAGAUCGUUUGUAAAUAGAAGUAUGUAUGAAUUUUAAAUCGUAGAACCACACGAUGUAAGCAAAUAAUAAUUAACAUAGAUGAUUAGCUAUUACUAUUAUCAUGUAAACCAUAUCUACGGACGCGUUUUUCAUAGCGGAUUAAACGCGAGGAGCACUUCGGCAAUCGUCGGGAGAAUUCGUUGAAUCAUUUUCUGGAUCAAUAAGAGGUUGACGUUCCUUCGAGACUUAGCAGCGAAUAAAUGCCCAUGGUAAUUAGGCUUAUUCGUAUUGAUUAAGGAGGCGAUUGGGCCAUUUUACUUACCACGCGAAUAAAAUUUUAAGAAAAAUUGUAAAUAACAGGAUUUUCAUAAAGAUCAAUUUCCAAAAUUGAGUUCAGCGCAUAUUUUUUAAGGUCGAUAAUGAUUUGGAAACUCUCAAAUAAUUAACCUAAAAGUGAAAGAGUACUUUGAUCCGAAGUUUUGUACAUUUUUCAAAUUUAUAUAAAUUAUUUCUAUACAAAAAUCUGUCACGUACGAUUUUCGUUGACAUUUUGCUCGCAUGGUAAAUAAAAAAAGCCAGAGCUUCCUUAAAAGUCUUAUACGAGAAUGUUAAUGAAUUUUCUGAUAAGUAUUGAACAACUUAUUGAAUUUAUACCAGAAACAUUGUAAGAUGUGAAUUUAAUAUUGGAACGAUAUUUAAGAUGAUAUCGAAGAUCUAUGAAAGAUCGAUAUUCGUAUCGAACGUGACGAUCGCCAUGAAGUUCGUCUCGUGACUAUGUACGAUCGUGAUGUUUGCCAACGAGUAGCGACGAAUUUGACUUGCAGUUAUAAUUUUUCAUAGGUCGCUGUCUCGAUUAAACGCGUAAAUCAAAGAAAAACGAAUAACAAAAAUCAGAGUGAAAUAUAAUUAAUAAAUAGAAGCUACCUUCUUCAAGGGAGUUUUGAACUCACCGACUGACGCGCGUAGUGCUAUGCUCCUAGUAAGUACUUGUGGGUUCGAAACUCUUUCAAGACUGCCGUGAACGCUUAUUCUUUCAAAGAAAAAAAUGAAAGCUACAAAAAGGUAUAUAUAAUAUACAACAGUUCAUCCGCAAUAAUUGCCAGCCGUGUGAAUCUAGCCAUUAAGAUUCCCUCGCUGCCGUAAAAUAACUGACGACGUGUUUCUUUGUUUCAACCAUUUUGUCCAACCAUUUUGUUUUCGCUAUUUCUCUUCUAAGAAAACUUUCAAGAGAGUCCCGACGUUACGCUGACGACGAGAAAGAAAAAUUGUUAUGAAGGAAGAAAGAGACGGUGUUUAAAGAGAAAAAAGUUAACGUUUUUUUUGCCCUACCGCAAAUUCAUCAACGUUAACGUCAUUAACGCGAUAAGAAAAUCUCUUGAGAGCCAAUAAGCAUAGGAAUUUUUUUUAUGAAGGUUGCAGAAUAAAGCCAAUUCAUUUAUCUUUACAUUUAAACUUGAUUAGCAGCGAGGGUUUUAGCGAAUAACAUCGUUCUAAACGAUCCACGUAUAGAGGCUAUUACUGUCAGCUAUUUUCUUUUCUUUCUUAUACUGAUUCUUACGUCACUUCGUGUCAUCCGUAUUACCCUCCGUCGGUAACUUGAUUUAUUUUCACGUGUUGUCCCGUUUAAUUUUUUACAAGACGACAAAAAAUGUGCGAAAUGGAAAAAAAAUAUAAUUAAUUCAUAAUUAAUUAUUACGUGACAUAAUGCAACGAGACGAAAUAUGUUUAACGUUGGAUUCUGGUGAAGCGUGAAGUCAGGAGAUAAACUGACAAUAACACACAGAGAGACAUACGCACACAUAAAUCUCCUUUUUAAUGGGUGACGAGGACGUGGUGAUUUACGCUUUGUAAAUUAAAAUGAAAAAGAUACACGGAAACGCACACGCCACAUUUAAUAAUAGUAAAGAUGAGUUUGAUGAGACCGCGUGGCACGUAAUUCAAGCGAUUUUUUGUUUUCAUAGUAGCUUCAUCAAAACUGUCAUUUUUGGUUAGGUCAGUUCAGGCAACAAUGAUGACGCCAUAUACAUAUAAUUACGUAGUAAUUUAAUUCCAUGAUUAGGCAUAUGAAUCAGCAUCGACGUCACUGAGGCACGAAUUCUUAGUAACGCGAAGUUAGCUAUAAACAAAUUAAAAAUAACGUGCCACUCGACAUCAUUGAGCCACGUUUCAAUCGUAUCCGAUUAAAGGUAACAAGAACAAUAACGAUUAACUACCGCAAGACGUAUACUAUAUUCUCACCGAUCACCAACAUGCUCACACAACACGCAUAGUUACUAAUUAUACCAUUACUGAUUCGAAUAUCAAGUAUGCGACAUUUUUAAUAAAUUAUUUUGAAGAUUGAA